CCAUACCAUACGCGCUCUUCGUCCCCAGCAACACUCCAUGUUCUGCACUCUCUGCAUGCCGUGCAACCGCGCCGCCGCCGCCGCGUCGCCGCUGACGUAGUCGUGACCCCCCCCCCCCCCCCCCCCCUCCUCUCUCCUCCCCCCGGUGUUCACCCUGGUUCCUGAUUUCACCAGGUUCCAUUCAGAUUACUCGCUCUUCUUGAUUCAUCCGGUCCGAGAGUCCGUGUUCAUCAUGGCGCCGCUUCGCGGGGCCAAGCGUCGCAAGAAGGUGGCGGCGGAGAAGAAGGCCGCAAUGGCGGCCGCGGCGGCAGGUCAGGGCGCGCCUGGCGGCGACUGGUGGGAUGGCUUCUGCAUGCGGAUGGCAGGAACCUUAUCCCCUGCGGCGGACGCACACAGAUUCGAGUUUCUCUUCAAAAUGCCCAGAAGAACGUUCAACUAUGUUUGCAGCUUGGUAAAAGAUGAUAUGAUGGUAAGGGCUAGCAGCUACACCUUUCUCGAUGGGACGGUGCUGUCUUUAGAAGAUCGAGUAGCUGUUGCUCUGAGAAGGUUGAACUCUGGUGGGUCACUGGUGACCGUAGGAACCUCUGUUGGUGUGAACCACUCGACCGUCUCACUGAUAACUUGGAGGUUUGUUGAAGCUGUGGAGGCACGAGCGGGCCACCACUUGCGCUGGCCAGACUCGGAUGAGAUGGCAAUGAUCAAAUCCAAGUUUGAGAAGAUCCAUGGUUUGCCAAACUGUUGUGGUGUAGUAGACACAACUCACAUCAUUAUGUGUCUCUCUUCGGCUGAACCAAACUGUAAGGUGUGGCUGGAUCACGAGAAGAAUUACAGCAUGGUAUUGCAAGCUGUCAUUGAUCCAGAUAUGAGGUUCACAGACAUUGUAACGGGUUGGCCAGGUAGCAUGAAAGAGUCGAGUAUUUUACACAGCUCUGGUCUCUUCAGGCUGUGCGAGAAUGGUGUACGGUUGAAUGGCGGCAAAUUGAUGGUAUCAGACGGAUCAGAAGUUGGGGAAUACGUAAUUGGGGAUGCAGGAUACCCUCUUCUCCCGUGGCUGCUCACUCCUUACCAGGAGAAUGACCUCUCAGACUUGAAAGUGGAAUUCAAUAAGAGACACUCUGCUGCCAGAACAGUCGCGCUGAAGGCGCUGGCGAGGUUCAAGGACACAUGGAAGUUCCUGCAGGGAGAGAUGUGGCGCCCCGACAAGCAUAAGCUGCCUCGGAUAAUUCAUGUGUGCUGUUUGUUGCAUAACAUAGUGAUAGACAUGGAGGAGGAUGCAGCCAUGGACGACGCUCAGAUAUCACACGAUCAUGACGCGAAUUACAGGCAGCAAGUGUGCCAGUUAUCAGAUGAGAAGGCAGUCAGGAUGAGAGACAGACUGUCCGAGCACUUGAACAGCAGCUGACAGAAGAGGUGGAUGAAGAAUUGAAUGUAGGUGCUGCCGUUGGUUUCGUCCGUUGCAGGCUUGCUGCUUAGGGCUCUGUCUGCAUAGUUUUUCAGAGUUUUAGCCAAUCUUGACUGAUGAAACUCGGGUAGAGUCGUAGUCCAUGCCAAUUCGAUCUGGCUCAUUUGAUUAUUCAUCAUCUUGUUGGUGCUCAACUCUUUACCAGAUCGACUAUAAACUGUCACUUUUUGGCUGCAUAGUUUUGCAGAGUUUUGGCAAUCUUAACUGAUGAAACUCGGUUGGUCAAUUUGAUCUGGCUCAUUUGAUUA
This is a messenger RNA of Hordeum vulgare subsp. vulgare (domesticated barley), 1710 nucleotides long. Its product is annotated as protein ALP1-like. The transcript has 2 exons. Lineage: Eukaryota; Viridiplantae; Streptophyta; Magnoliopsida; Poales; Poaceae. The record is from RefSeq and is a predicted model, not a curated record. The coding region runs from base 233 to 1402 and encodes 389 amino acids.